This is a messenger RNA of Fomitopsis serialis, 1264 nucleotides long. RefSeq lists its product as uncharacterized. Lineage: Eukaryota; Fungi; Basidiomycota; Agaricomycetes; Polyporales; Fomitopsidaceae. The transcript has a single exon. The record is from RefSeq and is a predicted model, not a curated record. Bases 373 to 1059 code for a protein of 228 amino acids.
CCACCACACCGCGAUCGCGCUGCGCAACGACCAAAUGGUCGUGUCUUCCGCACUGCAAGGCGGUGCACCUGUGCUAAGGGAUGACCUCGCGGUCGUACCUUGGCUCACGCAUAGCGGCACGCUUGUAACCGGGGACGACCCCCAGGUCGUACCCGGACCUUCCACACUGCAAGGCGACACGGCGGACGUGCAGUACCGCAUGUCCGACGCGCCCCACCAACCCAAGACCGGUUGUCGAGUAGCGGGUACAUCCCUAAUGGACGUACCCAUCUCGACAUCAUCCUUGCCCGGGAUCAGGCACGCUCUGCAAGAGAGCACACCUACGCUAGGGACGACCUCGCGGUCAUAAACCCCAAAUUGCAAGGCGGCACGAUGGACAUGCAGCGAUGCAUGCCCAAUGUGCCCAAUUCAACCUCGACUGCACGCGAUGCGGCGUGUACGUCUAGCCCGCUGCUCGACGUACACGGCGUCAGUGAUCACCAUCCUCCAAUCAUUACUGACCUCCCGUUGGCUAGUCGCACCGUGCAGGACAGCCUGUACGUCCCCGCGGAAGUACGGGUCCCUGGCUGCUUCAGCGCAAUUGAACCACUAGUGGUCCAACUGGCCGAGCUGCGGGACGACCCCGACAACCUCUUUCGCGAAUUCCUCGACCUUCUGUCCGGUAGCGACAUGUUACGCCCGGCCCCGCAUCAAGACGGUCCGCACUUCAUCACGGAAGUGCGAACGUCCAGUGCAGUUGAACCCGCAGUAGUUCAACUGACAGGGUCGGGGAACGGCAUCGAUUCCGUCCCUGAUGAUCCCCACUCACGCGCGGCCACCUGUCCAGAAGACUUGCACUCCCAACAGGAAGUGCAAGCCCCCGGUCCCGUCAAGACAGCUGAACCAUUCCCGGUUCAGCUGGGAAGCCUGCGAUACGACCUCGACCUCGACCGGUUGAGCGAACACCACUCUCGUUACGAACCAAGCGCUCCGGCGACGGCGCAGCUCGACGAUUGCGUAGCCCUAACGGACGCGCGAGCUCAAGACCGUGACCGAGUUGCUGCACUACGUGUAGUGUAGCAGCCGGCGCCUACGGACCCUGACCGACCAGAACGGUCUCCCGACCCUCAACUCGGCGAGAACUUUACAGUUCUCGCCGAGGAUUCGCCCCCAAGGACCCACACCUUAACCCCUAUCGACCUCCCUGCGGCCCUCGACACCCAUGGCGACUACGACAGGCGCCACGAGUCGGCAACCUCGCAUGUACCCUGGAGAUCACGCGAGG